Molecule: messenger RNA, 1068 nt
Organism: Umbelopsis ramanniana AG
Lineage: Eukaryota; Fungi; Mucoromycota; Umbelopsidomycetes; Umbelopsidales; Umbelopsidaceae
Exons: 6
Coding region: 235-984 (249 amino acids)
Biological process (GO): signal transduction
Cellular component (GO): cytoplasm
Source: RefSeq, a predicted model, not a curated record
GGAUUGUGCGCUGAUUAUGCAGUCACCGAUUUUUGUUUUGCGAACGCGGUUACUGACUACGAUCUCAUCUGCGUGUUCUAGGAACGUGAAAAUCAAGUAUGUCUUCCCCAUUGUUAAAGAUCUUUUUCAGUUCAAGAUGGACUAUUUCUAUCUUGCUGUCGUUUUUUGCUGCACGGUGGGCCAUAUAUUCAUUAUCUUUGCGUCUUUCUUCCUUUGCAUGAAAAAUAGGUGUUUAUGAGCAAGCUCGCCGAGCAAGCCGAAAGAUACGAUGAAAUGGUUGCCUACAUGAAGGAAGUUGCCAAGCUCAAUGUUGAAUUGACCGUCGAGGAGCGAAAUUUGCUUUCUGUCGCCUACAAAAACGUCAUUGGUGCUCGCCGUGCCUCAUGGAGAAUUGUGUCUUCCAUUGAACAAAAGGAAGAAAACAAGGGCAACUCUGGUCAAGUUGAGAAGAUCAAGUCAUACAGACAAAAGAUCGAAAAUGAGUUGAACGAUGUCUGCCGCGAUAUUUUGGCCGUCUUGGAUGAACAUCUUGUCACCUCCGCCACGAGUGGUGAGUCUAAGGUCUUCUACUACAAGAUGAAGGGUGACUAUUACCGUUACCUUGCUGAGUUUGCCACUGGCGAAGACCGAAAGGAGGCCGCUACCAACGCUCAUGAAGCAUACAAGGCCGCUACUGAAAUUGCACAAGUUGAGCUUGCUACUACUCACCCAAUCAGACUUGGACUUGCCUUGAACUUCUCCGUCUUCUACUAUGAAAUCCUCAACUCUCCCGAUCGCGCUUGCCAUCUUGCCAAGCAAGCUUUCGAUGAUGCUAUUGCUGAAUUGGAUACUCUUAGCGAGGAAAGCUACAAGGACUCUACUCUCAUUAUGCAACUUCUUAGGGACAACCUUACACUCUGGACCUCUGACUUGCAAGAAGAUGCUGACAAGGAUGCCGAUAAGGCAGACGAGUCAAAGGCAGAAGAAGCUACAGUCGACCAGUAAUUGUUCUUAAUCUUGCAUAGUCAUGCCUGCUCUUUUAUUUUUGCACUUGUAUGCCAUGCUAUUGAUUUUUUGAUUUUUUGGAUG